CAGCACCGAGUGAAGGUCAAUUUCGUUGCACCAUGCGCGGACGAACUGUGAAACCCUUAUUUUGCAUUUUGCUCGCGCUGUUCGUCGCACCGAGCAAACAAAUAUCGAACCCUGAUGAUCCUCAUUACUGGGCCGGUGUGGUGGAGUUCAGCUCGGACCGCUUGUCCGGGGAGCCGGAGGAACGCAGCUCUGCAUUCCGUUUGACAGAAUACCUGCGCAUCAUCAAUUCUGCCGAAGCGGAUCCUACCGAUGUGAUUGUGUUUCCCGAAAGCACGCUCAACGAUCAUGCAACGGCAUCGUUUGUGCCGGAUCCGAAUGAUCGGAUCGCACCCUGCAACAACCUCCAGUACGAGCCGGUCGUUCGUGACAUCUCCUGUGCGGCGCGCAAUCGCAAGAAGUACAUUCUGAUCAACUUGACCGAGAAAGCGCACUGUCCGAUGCAGUACGACACCCGUCCGUGCAGUUCGGAUGGAUUGUACCAUUUCAACACGAACGUGGCGUUCGAUCGGGAGGGAGUGGUCGUAUCGCGCUACCGGAAGUUUAACCUGUUCGGCGAGAAGGGAACGAAUACGACCGUAUACCCAGAGUCGGUCAGCUUCGAGACGGACUUUGGCGUGCGCUUUGGGCACUUCAUUUGCUUCGAUAUGAUGUUCAAUGUACCGGCGCUGGAUCUGGUUGAACUCGGCAUUACGGACUUUAUCUUCCCGACGAUGUGGUUCUCCGAGUUGCCCUUCUUGACGGCGGUCCAGAUACAGCAGGGAUGGGCUUACUCGAACAACGUUAACCUGCUUGCCGCGGGAGCCAGCUUCCCAGGGGUGGGAAGCACUGGCACGGGAAUCUACGCUGGAAGGCGAGGUGCCAUUACGUCCGUGAUGACCUACAAUCCUGAGACGAAACUUUACGUCGCUCAGGUCCCGAAGGUGCAGUUUCCGAAUGCGGCAAUAACGAAAAUUCCUCAAGCGAAGGGCACCCCGUCUCAGAUGGCAAAAUUGCUACUGAAGCGCGACCAAAUCGAUCAGUACGCUACAAAAGAUCUGCCGAUGGUGUCGAAUAAUCAAUUGGAAGAACGUGUUUGCUAUGGUAGUCACUGUUGUAAUUUUACUCUUAAUUACACCGUCAAGACCAUCGUUCAGAACACGAACUACUACCGCUACAAGCUGGCAGCUUACGAUUCGAACCGCACGUUCGAUGGGUUUGCGGACGGUCUGAUUACGACGUGUGCCAUUUUUGCUUGCUCCUCACCGGACUACAGUGACUGCUCCAGGCGGUUCGGUGAAACGGAAACGUACGAUGAAGCGGUCACAUUUAACUCGAUCAAAAUUGUGGCUAAAUUUGCCGACAACCGGGACACUUUCGUGGUGCCGAACAACGUCGACACCAGUAUCAUACCGUUCGAUGUUACUGAAACCGAGUACAGCGUGGUCCCGAGCGUUGGUGAUGCAAAACCCCACAACAUCAUUACCUACCAGCUGACAAAUCCUCACUCGGAUCUGUUCACGUUUGCAAUCUGGGCAAGGAAGUUUGACAGCUAUCCCAUCUCUGGCGCCAACCGGCUGGGAUCGGGUUUCGCGUUAGUACUUGCCAUCGUUGCAAGUGGUUUGCUGAAGAGCAUGUGGAAGUUUUAACCAGGAUUCAUUUCUUUCAGCGACAGCGUGCAUAAGCUAGAACUUUAAACGUUUUGUGUCGCGAUUGUUGCACUUUUCAUACCAUCAUCGUCGUCAUCCAUCCCGUUGAAUGGCAAUUUGCGUUUGCUAUACCAUCGAUCAUCACAUUGUCUGUAUGUAUAUGGUAAUAAUAUUAUGCAUGGAAUAUUGUAUUGUAUGGAAACAAACAGAACAUAACACAACGGA
Messenger RNA from Anopheles coustani, 1850 nucleotides. RefSeq names its product vanin-like protein 1. Gene Ontology annotation, molecular function: hydrolase activity, acting on carbon-nitrogen (but not peptide) bonds, in linear amides. The coding region runs from base 33 to 1625 and encodes 530 amino acids. The record is from RefSeq and is a predicted model, not a curated record. The transcript is spliced from 5 exons. NCBI's taxonomy places the organism in Eukaryota, Metazoa, Arthropoda, Insecta, Diptera, Culicidae.